AUGAAUGGUCGCAAUGGCCCAUUGUCUCCAGUCUCUGUAGGAGGCAGCGAAUGGUCUGGAAUUUCCAAAUACGGCAACGAUUCCCCCUAUUCUCCCGCCUCGAACAAUCGUGGGCAACUUGCUUCACCGCCUAUAUCUAGUGGGUCGAACGGGACGAUGAACGGAGGAGGAUUCCCUCCAAGAGGAUCUUCCAGUGGCAGCCCUGGUGGCCCGUCUCCUCCAAGCUCGAUCGCGCGAUCAAGUGUGGGAACCGGAUUAUAUGCGCAGAGCGAAAGUGGCAGGAGCAUUAAGGAUUCCCAGUUCGAAGGUGCCUUGUCGGAGCACUAUGUCGCGCUCAAGAGAUAUUUGGCAUCCUCUCUGCGAGAUGAGAAGGGUAACCCCCGGCCGAAUCGGGCUCGAGACAAGCUGCUGCGGUUAUCCGCUGUGCAGUUCCAGGAACUGAGUACCGACGUUUUCGAUGAGCUUCUGCGACGACAACAAGGCGCAAGGCGCCCACCGAAUGGAGGACCACCACCUAAUGGUGGCCCGCCCCCAUACCUGAUGCCAAAGGACUCCUUCCACCCAAAGCGAAAUCAAGCUAGACAGAAGCUGUCAACGUUACCUCCCCCAAGGUUUAAAGACCUUGCAACGGACGUCUUCUUUGAACUGGAGAGGAGGUUUCCCCGGUUUCUUGGGGGUGAUAUAAGCCGAAUUGGGAGUCCCGCGUCCAUGCGAGGACCACCCAGUCGGAGUCAAAAUGGUACUCCUGUGAACGGUGGCCCUCGAAUGCGUAGACCUUCGGAUGCCAGCUCUAUAGCUGCCUAUUCCAUGAGAAGCGAAUCACGAAGCGGACCACGACUUCCAAUGAACGGUGGACUUAAUAUCCCGCCAUCGCCCGGGUUACCCCCUAAUGAUUACGGCCGACCAACGCCAAAGACCUUUCAGAGCAAUACUUUGGUUCCAAAUAAGAGCACGAUGGUAGAGGAUGACGAGACUGGCGGUGAGGAUAAUGAGGAUGAUGAUGGAGAUGCUUUUGGGUUAGAAGGCGCAGCAGGGAAACGAGAAACGAAGAAAGGACCUGGGGGGUCAGAAGCUGAUAAGAAGCUUCUCGAGGACGCCCAGUCGCAAGUUACCGAGUUACGAGAGAAAUUAGAAGCUAUGGAAGCCAACCUCAAGGAGAGGGAAGACGAAUUGAAUAAUGUCCUAGAAGUCGAACGAACGAGGGCAACGGCAACGAAUAUGGAGAAGCAAGAAUGGAACGAACUAAGGCAGAAUCUUGAGACUAAACUUGACGAUGCACAAAAUCUCAACGAGUCUCUCCAAUUGGAAUUAGAGCGUGUCCGAGCCGACCAGGCGAGCGCAGAGAGGGACCUUCGAGCUGAGCUAGAAGGGCUUCGAGCCUCUGGCGGCGGAGCUAGAGGAAUGGGUGGUAACUCGGACCUAGCACAGGAAAAUGAGGAGCUCAGGUCAGAGCUCAUGGAACAGCAGCGUGUGACAGGGGAGGUCCGUAGAGAAGCCCAAGAAUUUCUUGGGGAGAUGCGAAUGCUCUCAGAGCGAACCGAGUCCUCAUACGAGAGAGAGGAACAACUCUCGAGUACCGUCGACAAAUUAGAAGAAGAGGUCAAGGAUUGGAGAAAUCGCUAUGCAAGGACCAAGACGCAAUUACGCAGCUUACGUGCUUCCUCGAUUGGCCUUACGAUUCAGCCGAACGCAGCGCAAUACACCAAGGAUAGUGGUUUCACCGAACCCAAUGGGCUAGUAAAGGACGUCCAUGUCACCAAAUUCCAGAUCUCGAUUGAUGAGCUCCUCCGGAUAGCGCGCACAGAUGAUCCUACGAGGGCUAUUGAAUUUAUGAAGGCCGUUAUUGUCAGCGUACGGGGAAUUACGCAAGAUAUUGACGAAGCUCAACCUAGCAGCGGUGACAUGAGUCAACUCCAAUCGAAACUGAAAUCCCGAGUGUCGGCAACAGCCAACAAUCUGAUCACAGCUUCAAAGAAUUUCGCGUCGGCAAAUGGACUCUCCCCCGUCUCACUGCUUGAUGCGGCCGCUUCGCACCUGACAGCCGCCGUUGUCGAGCUUGUCCGAACGGUUAAGAUUCGCCCUACGCCUGCUGGAGAACUAGAGGACGAUGACAAUGGCAAUCUUGAUCCUAUCGACUCCACAGGGUUCUUCCCAGUCCGGGAUCCAAGACAAAAUAAUAAUCCCCCUCCAUUUCAGGGUCUUCGGAACGGUCGGAUAAGCGGAGAUUCUUCUAUGUAUAGUCCUCUCAACUCCCCACGCGAAUCAGCAAGUGUACGCCCACGAAGCUCUAGAGGCCCCAAUGGAUAUAUGAAUGGGAAUAAGCCCUUUCCACAACCUCCUAUGGGCGUCGGUUUCGGCAUCAGGACGCAAGAUCCUGGUGUCGAGGAUUUGAAGAUCUAUCUUGAAGACCAAACCGCCCUUUUAGUUCAGAACAUCCAAGCACUCGUCUCCUCUAUCCGUUCCGAGGCAGGAAUUGACUCCAUCUCAUCCCAAAUCACGGCCAUCGCGAACAACGUCGGCACAGUCGUGUCCUCGACCGAAAAUGCCAUGUCUACUACAGGCAACAGCGCACUGAGGGUGCAAGGCGAACCCAUUCUGAAUCAACUUUCAAACUGCCGGGCGCGCUUGCUAGAAGCCAAUGACAGGGGCCGAGCUAUUGCCAGAGAAGGUCGAGAUGAUGAUGAAGGGGAUAGAGCUUGGAAAUCGUGGAACCAGCUAUUACCGCCCAUCGCAUUUGAGAUUGCUCGAGAGACGAAAGAACUAGUUCUAAGAGUUGACGUUAUUGACGCGGAGCAAGGACGGCCAGGCGGUGGCGGGGACGAGGAUUUUUCAUGA
Venustampulla echinocandica is the source of this 2835-nucleotide messenger RNA. RefSeq lists its product as uncharacterized. Bases 1 to 2835 code for a protein of 944 amino acids. The record is from RefSeq and is a predicted model, not a curated record. Gene Ontology annotation, molecular function: MAP kinase scaffold activity. Gene Ontology annotation, cellular component: actomyosin contractile ring; cell cortex of growing cell tip. NCBI's taxonomy places the organism in Eukaryota, Fungi, Ascomycota, Leotiomycetes, Helotiales, Pleuroascaceae. The transcript is spliced from 3 exons.